Messenger RNA from Mus pahari (shrew mouse), 2820 nucleotides. RefSeq names its product TNF receptor superfamily member 11b (gene Tnfrsf11b). Gene Ontology annotation, biological process: signal transduction. NCBI's taxonomy places the organism in Eukaryota, Metazoa, Chordata, Mammalia, Rodentia, Muridae. The record is from RefSeq and is a predicted model, not a curated record. The transcript has 5 exons. Bases 247 to 1452 code for a protein of 401 amino acids. Gene Ontology annotation, molecular function: protein binding.
AGGAUCCUCCCACUCCGGCGGCGCCUAAAGCGUUAACCCCGGAGUGUCCCGCAGCCCCACCACCAGCUCCCAGGGUUCCUAAAAAGGAAAGGUACAAGGUUGGUCCAGAGAGGGACUUAAGAGAUCAAAGACAGGGCAUACUUCCUGUUCCCCAGACCUUAUAUAAAACGUCAUGAUUGCCUGGGCUGCAGAGACGCACCUAGCACUGACCCAGCGGCUGCCUCCUGAGGUUUCCCGAGGACCACAAUGAACAAGUGGCUGUGCUGCGCACUCCUGGUGCUCCUGGACAUCAUUGAAUGGACGACCCAGGAAACCCUCCCUCCAAAGUACUUGCAUUAUGAUCCAGAAACCGGCCAUCAGCUCCUGUGUGACAAAUGUGCUCCUGGCACCUACCUAAAACAGCACUGCACAGUGAGGAGGAAGACACUGUGUGUCCCUUGCCCUGACCACUCUUAUACGGACAGCUGGCACACCAGUGAUGAGUGCGUGUAUUGCAGCCCAGUGUGCAAGGAACUGCAGUCUGUGAAGCAGGAGUGCAACCGCACCCACAACCGAGUGUGUGAGUGUGAGGAAGGGCGCUACCUGGAGCUCGAAUUCUGCUUGAAGCACCGGAGCUGUCCCCCAGGAUCAGGCGUGGUGCAAGUUGGAACCCCAGAGCGAAACACAGUUUGCAAAAGAUGUCCAGAUGGGUUCUUCUCAGGCGAAACGUCAUCGAAAGCGCCCUGUAGGAAACACACGAACUGCAGCACACUUGGCCUCCUGCUAAUUCAGAAAGGAAAUGCAACACACGACAACGUGUGUUCUGGAAAUAGAGAAGCAACGCCAAAGUGUGGAAUAGAUGUCACCCUGUGUGAAGAGGCUUUCUUCAGGUUUGCUGUUCCUACUAAGAUUAUACCAAAUUGGCUGAGUGUUUUAGUGGACAGUUUACCUGGGACCAAAGUGAAUGCCGAGAGUGUAGAGAGGAUCAAACGGCGACACAGCUCACAAGAACAAACCUUCCAGCUGCUGAAGCUGUGGAAGCAUCAAAACCGAGACCAGGAGAUGGUGAAGAAGAUCAUCCAAGACAUUGACCUCUGUGAAAGCAGUGUGCAGCGGCAUAUCGGCCAUGCGAACCUCACCACAGAGCAGCUUCGUGCCUUGAUGGAGAGCUUGCCCGGGAAGAAGAUCAGCCCAGAAGAGAUUGAGAGAACGAGAAAGACCUGCAAAUCGAGCGAGCAGCUCCUGAAGCUCCUCAGCUUGUGGAGGAUCAAAAAUGGAGACCAAGACACCCUGAAGGGCCUGAUGUAUGCCCUCAAGCACUUGAAAACAUCCCACUUUCCCAAAACCGUCACCCACAGUCUGCGGAAGACCAUGAGGUUCCUGCACAGCUUCACAAUGUACAGAUUGUAUCAGAAGCUCUUUUUAGAAAUGAUAGGGAAUCAGGUUCAAACAGUGAAAAUAAGCUGCUUAUAACGAGAAAUGGUCACUGGGCUGUUUCUUCAGGAUGGGCCAAAACUGACUGAGACUGCUUCUCAGGCUCUUGAAAUGGCACAGUGAUUCCUUUCGCAUCAGUUGGUGGGAAUGAUGACCGCCCCCUACCCCAACACACAUACUGGGGACUCUGAGUCGGGAGAGUGAGGCAGGCUAUUUUAUAAUUGUACAAAACCAGGUAUAUACUCAGAAAGUCAAGCAUGCCGAGUGAGAACAGAGGAUAUAUUUUUUUAUAACCUCAAACAUACGUCCCUUCCUUCUUCUCCUCAUGGCUGAGUAAUGAGACGGCUUCUAUCAUUUUAUGUGUCAUCCCUAGAUGAAGGUCUGUUUCCUUCUGCAUCUGAUAGCCUAUGACGUUCUGUUUAUAAUGCUUAUCGGGUGCAUGAGCUCAUCAGCUUUGUAGGUUGCUAGGCAAGCUUGACUGUUAGCUAUUUUUCCCUCUGAAGAUUUGAUUGGAGUUGCAGACUUAGCCAGACAGGCAGGGGUGGGUUGUGGUAGUUUAUUUAACAGAUUGCCACCAAGAGCCCAGUGUUUCUUGCUCCUCUGUAGUUGGACCUAAGCUGACUCAAAGUACUUUUAGUUUGAAAAAUAAUCAACAAAUUUUAUUUCUUACAUUAACAAUGGCUGGCUUGGUUUCACAGCACCAAAAGAAACUACUAUAUGGGGAAGGAAUUGAUAUUUCCCUCAAUGUUCAAUAAAUUCCCAACAGUUUAUCCAGCUAUCAUGUCUGGUUCAGUAUCUACAGACUAUGUGUCCUCUCGUUACUACAUGUAGUAACUCAACUGGAAAUAAUAGUAAUAAUAAUAAUAGAAAUAAAAUCUAGACUCAUUGGAUCUCUCUGAAUAUGGGAAUAUCUAACGUAAAAGGCUUUGAGAUUUCAGUUGUGUUAAAGGCUUUUAUUAAAAAGCUGAUGUUCUGUAAGUUACUAAUAUAUCUGUAAGACUAUUACAGUAUUGCUAUUUAUAUUCAUCCAGAUAUGUUUUGUACAUAUUAUAAACCUAGAGAGAAAUGUUGUAGGACUUAAUUUUAGAAAGAAAAAAAAUAUUCUGUUUACUAUUGAGACAAAUAAAAGAGAUGAAAUAUAUUUUUAAUAGAAACUUUGUAGUGUUUUCCAAUAGGUACUGUCAGUUUUCCAAUGUGGAAUGUUUUUAUAAUAUAAUUUUAUCUGUAUAAGAUGUAAUAUCAUUUUAUAGAAAAAUACAUUAUGUAUUCAGUUGUUUAAUGUCAGAAAGUAUAUGAACUAUAAAUUAUCUGAAUAUUAGAUGCUCUGAGAAAUUGAAUGUACCUUAUUUAAAUAUUUUUAUGAUCAUACUAUAUAAAUAACAUCAUUAAAGUUUUCAAAUUAUUUUU